Molecule: messenger RNA, 3512 nt
Organism: Mycena citricolor
Lineage: Eukaryota; Fungi; Basidiomycota; Agaricomycetes; Agaricales; Mycenaceae
Source: the annotation of a GenBank genome assembly
CGUGGAUAUGGCGCGAUAUUACCAAGGAUCUACAGAAGCUCGAUGAGAUUACUGCAUUGACUCACUCGCAACGCCAACUGCUGCGAUAUACCGGCACAAUCCUUCCAGAUCUAGGGCGCAAGGUCCGGCGCGGACUUCUAGAUACAGUUGGAUACGAACAUUGCGGUCGAAGUGCUGGACUGGCGACUUCUACAGUAUAUAUAUGACGAGGGCCUUUCGUCUCAAGUAAUUCUGCAUCGAUGCUGUUUCUCGCGCACUUGAUUCCCUUUUUCUUGUUGUCUCUGGUGAAAUCCAGUCUCAUACAGCCAAAAGUUUUGAUUGUGACGAUGUUUCAAAGUGAAGCCGAAGUGUGGUACAACAUCCCCGAGUUCGAUAUACUGGCCCAGAACAUCACCGUGUCCGGCUUCUCACCCAUCUAUCCGACUGUUCACUGCACGGCCGACAGCUCCGUCUGCAUGCUGACGACCGGGCAAGGAGAGAUCAACGCAGCCUCGACGAUGACUGCUCUGAUUCAUUGCCAACUCUUUGACCUUGCAACGACGUAUUUCCUCCUCGCCGGGAUCGCCGGAAUCAAUCCCAAAGUCGCGACAAUAGGCUCGGUGACAUUGGCUCGGUUCGCUGUGCAAGUGGGCCUGCAGUACGAAGUGGACUCGAGGGAGAUCCCGGCCAGCUUCCCCGUCGGGUACUUCCCACAGGGUGCAAGUGCCCCUGGACAACUGCCUCAAUCAUGGUAUGGAACAGAAGUCUUUGCGGUGAACGAGGAUUUGAGGCAAUUUGCCUUCCGUUACGCGUCCAACGCCGUUCUGAAUGACUCCGAUGGGGCUAAGGCGGCCCGGUCUCAAUAUGGAACUCAAGGGACGUUCGCUAAGGGUGCUGAAGCGCCCAGCAUUACCCUUUGCGACACGGCGACUUCUGACACGUGGUGGAGCGGCAGUCUCAUCAGCGAGGGCGUCGAAAACACACUACAGACAUUCACCAACGGAUCUGGAGUCUACUGCACGACCCAGCAGGAAGACAACGCGACUCUGGGUGCGUUGUUGCGCGGGGCCGGUUCCCAUCUGGUCGACUUCAGUCGGAUCAUCAUCAUGCGUUCCGCAUCAGACUUUGACCGUCCGUACGACGGGCAAAGCAGUCUCGACAACUUACUUGGACCCAUGCCAGGUUUCGGCCUUGCAACGAGUAAUCUUUACAUCGCAGGCGUGAAGAUCACCGAGGGCAUCAUCCAAGACUGGGAAUCGCGAUUCGCAGCGGGGAUAACUUCGAGCUACUAUGUCGGCGACGUAUUUGGUUCAAUUGGGGGGCAGCCUGACUUUGGGCCGGCCAGUAGAUGAAGCGCAAAGAAGACCUACUUCCAAUCAAUGUACUACGAGUGGUUCUUGGAUUAGACAGCACGCCACGCAAUUGAGAAGUGCCCGAAAUAGAGUAGUUCUCGGCCAGAGAUCAUCCGCAGAUCAUCCGCAGUCCAUCACUGGCGCGUGGAGAUAAGACAGAAAGAGACCGUGGCUCUUGGGGGAGGUUGUUGUGUCAAGCGGUCACUUGACAUCCUCAAUCGAAGAGGGGCAGCUUUGUCACUUGUCUCAGAAAAUCAGGAUGAGUCGAAGCCUGGAUUUGAUGUAUCGGUGACCAGACGGGCAUGCAAAAUUUUCCUUGAAGCUGUGGCGAGACUGGUUCAACAAGUCAGCGCGUAGUUAUCACUGGUGGGCCAAAAACAUCGGGCUAUCUAUAAUUAACCGACAAUGAUUUCCGGGCUGUGAUGUCUGUUAUGAGACAGUCAGCAGACACUGCCCCGCAACUUGUUCUCGACCACGACCAUGGCCUGGCAACAUGGCCAAUUCACCCGUUUCACAGCGGCGAACAAUCCUGUUCCCCUCGCGCCUUUGGGCGGAGCACCUGCCACAGUGACAGAGAAGCAGACGCCUCCCGACUCCCUCUUUGGACCCAACAUCGGGCCUAUCGAACCCGGGCCAGCAUGGACGACUCAAGGCCAACCGAAGCGCAUCGUCGAGCCCGAUGAGCUGACGACUGACACCGUGCGAGCCUGGAUCGAAAAGAGUAAGAUCCCCAACACGGCAACGACAACGCUCCAAGCGCUCGUCAAUCUCCGCCGGCCCACCUUGCGUCUUUCGCCCCUGACGCCUACACCCGGCGUCUCAAUGAAAGAUGCUCCGCAUCUAGUCGAAUUCGUAUUCGACUGUGCGGCUGCCCAAUGCGGCGUGCACGUGCAGGUUCAUCUCCCUCCCAACCAUCCUGAUGCACCCGCUCACGGUGGAUCACUGUCCGUCUUCGAUGCGGUUGUCGCCGGCGGGUUUGGUCGGGCUCUGGGCCCGGCGGAUUCGGCCGUGAUCGAGUUGGCACGGUUCGAGCGCGUCCCGCUGGCUGCUGAGGCCUCUGCUGCUCCCGCUGCAGCCUCGACAGUCCCGGCCUCUACCGGUACGCCCGCCCCAGCCCCAGAGCGGAAGCGGUUCACUCCGUUCCAAUUCCGCCGAAAUCGGUCGAACACCGCGUCGUCCUCGUCCCCCGUGGCUGGCGCGGCACUUACCAUCGUUGACACGGAUAAGAAGGCCGAAGGGGAGGCUGACGAUGCCGAUGAGAAGGGUGUGCAUGUGACGAUCCGACUGGUGGCGCUUGACGCCGAGGGCAGAGAGCUUGACGCUCCGAACGAACACACGGUGUAUCUCAGUGUCAGCCGUCUCGGUGCCCCCGCGCUGGAGUCUGUCGAGAACAAAGAUGCCGACGGCGAGAAGGACGCUGAUCCGCGACCCUGGGUUGUGCGUGUAGUGAAACGCGAGGCCACGAUCGGCCCUCACACCUUCCACCUACACGAGAUCUAUGGUCUGAGCAGUGCAGCAGCUCCAGCUCCAGUUGCUCCGAGUUAUCCUCCUCAACCUACCGCCGAGGAACCUCCUGAGCGCGAGUGCCUGCUGUGCCUGAGUGCGCCGCGUGAAGUCGUUCUUCUCCCCUGCCGCCACUUGGUUGCUUGCCGUCCCUGUGCAGUCAACAUGAUCGAAUUUGGCGCUGGCGGUGCCAUUGCACCGGCUGAAGAGCCGUCUGAGCCAGCUGCUGCCACCGGAGCUGCACCGGCCCCGCCGACGGACGCCGAAGCUGCGGUUGAAGGUGUCGUGACUCCGCCUGCAGUGACGACCACCGUGCCACCGCGGAGGAAGCGUAAAGCCAAGGGCUGGUUCUGUCCCGUUUGUCGCCAACCUUACACCUCGCUGCUGCGUAUCACGACCGCGCCUCCCCCGGCUGAUGGCGGUGUUCCGAUCUCGCCAACUACGCCGGCUCCAGUGCCGGUCGCCAGCGCCGAGGAUGGUGGAACUGGGGGCGGGAUUCUGAGUGGAUUGCGGCCCGCAUUCUUGCGCGGGCUGUCUCUGCGCGGACCCGGUGCUGUGCCUAGAGACGUUGAAGCUCAGGCUUGAAUGCUAGUUCGACGUGUAAGAUACGCUGCGUAUGUUUGUACAUUUUGUAUUCUGUUGUUCUACUUUUAUAUGCCACCCGUUAACUGCCUGCCC